CCUAAAGCGCUGCCGUCGCGGCUGCAGGACUGACCGUCAGGACUGACCGUCAUGAUGCCAGCGGACGGACCCAUGUCCUCCCUCGUGCAGAGGAUCGCCCGGCAGGCGCUGGCCACCUUCCGGAGCCCCGGGGACGGCUCUGCCCGCUCCUUCCUGGAGAACCACGACAAGCUGCGGGGCCUGAUGACGGAAGUGCGGUCCUCGGACCUGAAUCUGGCCGCUGACGCGCGCCCCCGCGGCGGCAGCAGUACCAGGGGCGGGGGCGCGCCCCGGCCGCCGGUCUCCUACAUGCACAUCUGCGAGACGGACCACUUCAGCAUGGGGGUGUUCCUGCUGCAGAGCGGAGCGUGCAUCCCCCUGCACGACCACCCGGGCAUGCACGGCGUCCUCAAGGUGCUGUACGGGAAAGCGCGCAUCCGCUGCUUCGACCGGCUGCAGCUGCAGCAGAUCCGGCCCAUGCACGAACCGGGAUCGAGCAUGCAUCCUCUCCCCGAGGUCCCCGCGGCCCAGGUGGGCGCCCUGCGGCGCUCCGUGCUGCGCUCCUGCGCAGACUACACGGAGCUCAGCGGGCCGUGCGUGCUGGAGCCCGAGCGGGACAACCUGCACCAGAUCCACGCCGUGGACGGCCCCGCGGCCUUCAUGGACAUCCUGGCCCCCCCCUACGACCCGGACCAGGGCCGGGACUGCCACUACUUCAGGGAGGUGGAGGUCGGGGGGGUGGAGGUGCAGGAGCAGGGCCAGGAGGUUUGGCUGAUGGAGAUCUCGCAGCCCCCGGACUUCUGGUGUGGAGGGGAGCCGUACCCGGGCCCCGAGGUGCAGCUCUGAUCCCCCCGGGCCCCGAGGUGCAGCUCUGAUCCCCCCGGGCCCCGAGGUGCAGCUCUGAUCCCCCUGGGCCCUGAGGUGCAGCUCUGAUCCCCCCGGGCCCCGAGGUGCAGCUCUGAUCCCCCCGGGCCCCGAGGUGCAGCUCUGAUCCCCCCGGGCCCUGAGGUGCAGCUCUGAUCCCCCUGGGCCCUGAGGUGCAGCUCUGAUCCCCCUGCACACAGCGGUGCAGCCCUGGUACCCCGGAUGCAUCCCGGUCUCCGACCCUCUUUGGGUCAUAAAUCCGUUUUUCUGCUGCAGAGGAAGUUAUUGGGGUCAACUUGGAGCUUUUGGAGACCGUCACGCACCCGCAACCCCGACCUCGGGCUCCAAAGGGGAUCCGGGAAGCAGAUAUGUGCAAAUAUCUGUUAUCGGAGGGGACUUUUAUCUCACAUGGAGGAAUAUUUGAUUACUUUGAAGAGCUUUUAUCCACAAAUCCAGUUGCCACCACCAAGAAAAAGCACCCAAAAUAACUUCGGACCCCCAUCCAACCCGUUUAUGGCAAAUUCAGAAGGAGACCAGUCAUGUUGGGACAAAAAUGUUUAAUUCAGGCACUAAUUUCAUUCCCGGUUCCCGGAGGUGCGCUCUGGUCCCCGGACUGGUCUCGCUGGUGGAGGAUCUGGACUAUAUCUGGUCUUUUUUGGGUCAUGAAUCAGUUUUUCUGCUGCAAAGGAAGUUAUUGGGGUCAACUUGGAGCUUUUGGAGACCGUCACGCACCCGCAACCCCGACCUCGGGCUCCAAAGGGGAUCCGGCGACCAGAUAUGUACAAAUCUGAUAUCGGAGGGGACUUUUAUCUCACAUGGAGGAAUAUCUGAUUACUUUGGAAGAUAUUUUAUCCACAAAUCCAGUUGAAAAACCACCCUGGACUCCAAACUCGACCUGUUUAUGGCAAAUUCAGAAGAAGACCAGUCAUGUUGGGACAAAAAAGUUUAAUUCAAGCCCUAGUCUCCGACCCUCUUUGGGUCAUGAAUCAGUUUUUCUGCUGCAAAGGAAGUUAUUGGGGUCAACUUGAAGCUUUUGGAGACCGACACGCACCCGUAACGCCGAUCUCGGGCUCCAAAGAGGAUCCGGCGACCAGAUAUGUGCAAAUAUCUGAUAUCGGAGGGGACUUUUAUCUCACAUGGAGGAAUAUUUGAUUACUUGGAAGAGGUUUUAUCCACAAAUCCAGUCGCCACCACCAAGAAAAAACACCCAAAAUAACUCCCAUCCGACCCGUUUAUGGCAAAUUCAGAAGGAGACCAGUCAUAUUGGGACAAAAAAGUUUAAUUCAAGCCGUAAUUACUUCCUCCCGAGUCUGUAUUGGAUUUGGCAAGCCUGCAUCAGAACCAGGACUGUUUUUAAGUUGGCUUAGAGGUGUUGAAGUUGUGAUACUCAUGGUCCCCCGGGGAUGCGCCCCAGAUAUGUACAAAUCAGAUAUCAGAGGGGACUUUUAUCUCACAUGGGGGAAUAUUUGAUUACUUUGGAAGAGGUUUUAUCCACAAAUCCAGUUGAAAAAUCACCCUAGACUCCAAACCCGACCUGUUUAUGUCAAAUUCAGAAGAAGACCAGUCAAAUUGUGAAUUAAAUGUUUAAGCACUUUAAACUUUUAAGCAAAGCAUUUUGUUUUUUGAUAUAAAAUAAAUACAUGUCUAUGCAGUUUAGAAGUUUUGGGGAUGUCCCUUUUUUUUUUUUCUUGGUGCCUGCACUGCUGAAAUCGGGGUGUCGUAAUUUGGCUAAAAGGAGGUUCCUGGUCCCCCCCAGGAUGCGCCCCAGAUAUGCACAAAUCUGAUAUCAAAGGGGACUUUUAUCUCACAUGGAGGAAUAUCUGAUUACCUGGAAUCCACAAAUCCAGUCCCCACCACCAAGAAAAAACACCCAAAAUAACUUCGGACCCUUUUAUGUCAAAUUCAGAAGGAGACCAGUCAUGUUGGGACAAAAAUGUUUAAUUCAAGCCCUAAUUUCUUCCCGGUCCCCGGACUGGUCUCGCUGGCGGCUCUGGUGGAGGAUCUGGACUAUAUCUGGUCUUUUUUGGGUCAUGAAUCAGUUUUUCUGCUGCCGAGGAGGUUAUAGGGGUCAACGACACGCACCCGCAACCCCGACCUCGGGCUCCAGAGCGGCGUACUCCCCCGGUAUAAUUCAGCCCUGAAAGUUCAGAUGAAGAAGAUGAUGAUGAUGGAAGUAAAGCCAAAAAAUACAAAGAUGAUGGAGAUGUGGAGUACUACAGGCAACGAAUAAGGAGAUGGAAACGGCAGCGACUUCGGGAACGGGAGCAGAAGAGAGAAAGAGAUGAGGAGCUUACAGAUGACAGUCGCGCCUCCGGGGAGCAGAUAUGUACAAAUCUGAUAUCAGAGGGGACUUUUAUCUCACAUGGAGGAAUAUUUGAUUACUUUGGAAGAGGUUUUAUCCACAAAUCCAGUCCCCACCACCAAGAAAAACCACCUACCCCAACAAAUUUGGAAGAAGACCAGUCAUAAUGGGACAAAAAUGUUUAAUUCAAGCCCUAAUUUCUUCUUCCUGAGUCGGUAUUGGAUGUUGGAUUGGAUUUGGGAAUCCUGCAUCGGAACGAGGACUGAUCUUUUUAAUUUGGCUAAGAGGUGUUGAAGUCGUGUAAAAGAGGAUGCGUCGGCAGUUGGCCGUUCUUGUUCACACUACACGAUCAUUUCAGUCUCACAAUUCACUCCCGGGAGUCGCACCAAAGACCCUUGAACAUGUCCAGACCCUUGAAGGAGUGAGUGUGAUUGACGGGUCGGAAUAACUCUGGAGGAGAACCGACAACCUGUGGUAAAGGUUGCUCGUGCUGCCUUCAGGGCGCGUCUGGAUUUCCCGGCUUUUUUAAAGAAUUUGGGUAAUUUUUUGGGGUCACGUAUGAACUUGCACGGCCGGAGCCGUCACAGACUGUUGGUGUUGGAAAUGAGCAGUUUGAUGGACAAUAUUUAUUCUGCCGCGUGUUUUUUCGCGUCGUCCAGGCGCUUUUCUCGCGUCCUCCAGGUCGGAGAACCGGACUUUGAGUUAAAAACAUCCCAAACUUGCAGGUUUCCACCCCUCAGGGACUUUUCUGCACCGAGUCCAUCUGUGGGUCGUGUCGUCAUCGUGAGGUCGUGUUCGUGCGUUGUGUGACGCCAGAGUAUAUAGAGAAAUAAAAUGUUUAUCGUCGCGAAAAUAAAGAGCAUGAAAGUG
Cololabis saira (Pacific saury) is the source of this 4015-nucleotide messenger RNA. RefSeq names its product 2-aminoethanethiol dioxygenase-like. Gene Ontology annotation, cellular component: mitochondrion. The transcript has a single exon. Gene Ontology annotation, molecular function: oxidoreductase activity, acting on single donors with incorporation of molecular oxygen, incorporation of two atoms of oxygen. NCBI's taxonomy places the organism in Eukaryota, Metazoa, Chordata, Actinopteri, Beloniformes, Belonidae. The record is from RefSeq and is a predicted model, not a curated record. Bases 52 to 825 code for a protein of 257 amino acids.